Messenger RNA from Melanotaenia boesemani (Boeseman's rainbowfish), 11894 nucleotides. RefSeq names its product suppressor of glucose, autophagy associated 1 (gene mtcl2). Gene Ontology annotation, biological process: regulation of autophagy. The transcript is spliced from 24 exons. NCBI's taxonomy places the organism in Eukaryota, Metazoa, Chordata, Actinopteri, Atheriniformes, Melanotaeniidae. The record is from RefSeq and is a predicted model, not a curated record. Bases 123 to 5864 code for a protein of 1913 amino acids.
ACUGGAGGACUGAUCUCCUUUUGUGUUCCUCUGCAGUUUAUUCACACUGCAACUUCUGCCGCCUGUUUUAGAAAAGAGGGGGUUUCAUUUCUGCUUUACUUGUGUCGUUCUAAACGGAAUGAAUGACAAAAACAAAGGAGGUUGAUGUCCACAACUCUCCGACUCACCUCCUCUUUGCCUCGCCCAAGGAACGGAGACUCCAUCUCCGGCAGAAGAUGGAAAACGGAGGCGGGACGGAGAGCUCGGACAGCGGCCAGGCGCAGCACGCGGUGCCCGGUAAACCGCACCUCGAAACUGCUGAGCCCUCGGCGAUGCCACCCGCUCGCCCUCCAGGCGAGAAGAAAAAAAUAAACCGAGCCCCGUCCCCCGCGAGACCUAAGGAUGUGCCCGGGUGGUCGCUCACGAAGAUCCGCGGAGGGAUCGGGACCCCGACUCUGAGCGUCAAGCCCGGAGCUAUCCAUUUGGGAAGCCGUAUUUCCAGGCGCAGCCCCGUGGGAAGUCUGUCUGGAAAGGACGGUAAAGCGGAAAAGGGUGGUGGAAAAACGGCAGGAAAAUCCUUCUCCGGUGGUAUGUUAUCCAAGACCUCGGUAUCCAAGGCGGCCAAAAACACCAGCGGACGGAGGAAGGUGUCAGACGCCAGCAUAGGGUCCGAUGAUUUAUCAAAGGACUCUGGAUGCGCUCCCGGGAAGCUUUCCCCAACCGACAGUAGCUCCGAGCUAUCAGACUGCGCCUCGGAGGAAAACAAACUCUCAACGGACGCUGUAAGCAGCGACGCCGAGUCAAGGAGCAGCCGGGGCGGUGGGCCAGACGGAGAGAAGCCGCUCAGAGAUGGCGCAUUGACGGACAGAGCUAACCAACACGCCGCUGCGAAGAUCACCUGCUCCAGCAAUGAAAAAGAUUACAAGGACCGACUGUCUGUGAGCAUGGAGACCGGGGAAGGGAGCAUUUCCCCCGGUGAGGAGCGAUCGGUUACCUCGUUUGACAGCAGGGUACCUGCCAGCACAUCCUUGGCAUUUUCAGACCUCACAGAGGAGUAUAUGGACAGCAUGCAUGAGGAGUUUGUCAGGGAAAUAGAAGAGCUGAGAUCUGAGAAUGAUUACCUCAAAGAUGAGAUGGAGGAGUUGAGGUCUGAGAUGCUGGAGAUGAGGGACAUGUACAUGGAGGAAGAUGUUUACCAGCUGCAGGAACUGCGGCAACAGCUGGAGCAGGCAAACAAGACCUGCCGCAUCCUGCAAUACCGACUGAGGAAGGCUGAGCGGCGCUCUCUCCGAGUGGCCCAAACUGGGCAGGUGGAUGGAGAAUUGAUUCGGACGCUGGAGCAAGAUGUAAAAGUGGCGAAGGAUGUAUCCAUCCGGCUCCACAGCCAGCUGGACAGCGUGGAGAAGAAGAGGAGUCGUCUGGAGCAGGAGAAUGAGGAGCUGAGAGGCCGACUACAGGACCUGGAGGUUGCCAAACAGGUCCUGCAGCAAGAGAUUGACAAGAACUCCCAGAAGAAAAGAGGAGCACGACCCAACAAUAAGCCUGACAAGAAGCCAGCUCCACAGGAGGACAGCUCAGACCUGAAGUGUCAGCUCCACUUUGCCAAAGAGGAAUCGGCCCUGAUGUGCAAGAAGCUGACCAAGUUGGUGAAGGACAGUGAGGCCAUGAAGGAGGAGCUGGCCAAGUACAGGUCCAUGUAUGGAGAUGUAAACGCCUCGCUUACUGUGGAGGAGGUUGCUGACUCCCCUCACACCCGUGAGGCUGAGAUCAGAGUCCACCUGAAGCUGGUGGAGGAAGAAGCUAACCUGUUAAGUCGACGCAUUGUGGAGCUGGAGGUGGAAAACAGGGGCCUCCGAGCUGAAAUGGAUGACAUGAAGGGGCCACAAGAUGGUCCUCAAGAACUUACUGGUGUUGUUAGCGGUCUGGGGACUGGGCUUGGUGUCACAGGAGGGGCCAUGGUACUUGGGGGAGGAGCUUCAUCUGAAAACGUCAUGGAGCUCCAGAGACAUCUUCAGUUUGUAGAGGAGGAGGCGGAGCUACUGAGGAGGUCUCUGAUCGAGAUGGAGGAACAAAACAAACUCCUGAUGAAUGAGAUAAACCGAUAUAAAUCUGAGCUCCCACCAUCGUCAUCUGUGCUGUCAUCCAAUUCAUUAAUGUCGCUGUCAGAUGGGGUGCUUAAUGACAGCCCCGUCCACGCCAUACAAGAAGGGGCGGUGCUUAUCAGCACUGAUACACCGCCCCAUGAGGAGGAGCUUCGACUGGCAAGACUUCAGAUUGGAGAACUGAGUGGGAAAGUGAAGAAGCUGCAGUAUGAAAACCGUGUACUUCUGUCCAACCUGCAGCGCUGCGAUCUUGCCUCCUAUCAUGCUCCUUCCUCUUCAUCAUCCUCCACCUCCUUUAAACUGGCUCUGGAGACAGAUGCAGAAGCUGGAGACUCAGCUGAGUGCCUCCCCUCCAGCCCGCCCCAUCGCAAAGAGCCAGUAGGGGGUGAGAAUGAUGCCCUCGGGAUUGAUGAGCAGAAAAAGAGGUUUGAGGACAAUGCUGACGCAACAACUUCACUCCCUGGGUGCCUGGGGCAGAAGGACCAUGAUGCCUUGUUGGUCAUGAGGGACCAGGCUCGCUUGGUUUCCACGGCGAUACAGCUACUGACCUCCCCCGAGUCUAACUGCCUCUCCUCCUCCCCUUCCAUUUAUCACAAGGUCUGCAGCAAUGAUGCAGCAGAGCCGUGUGACCUGGAGAAACCUCAGCCUCACAACCAGAUUUCAGAGUUGUCUGACCUGGCGGACCGUCCUCUAGUUGGUGCUCUUACCAGUAGGCUUCAAGCUCUGCACACACAGCUGCAGGCCUUUGUGGAGCAAGUAGACAGCCUUGGUAAACCCCAGCCAGGUGGAAGGGAUGCUCAGGUGGAAGGAGCCUCCCCUCCAGCUUCACCCUGCACCUCUGCCCCCUGCUCCGUAGACGGCCAGGAUCGAGAGAACACGGCAGAGAAGCAGCCUGAUUAUAGGGACCAAUCAAAGCAAGAAGUGAAAGAUGAAACUAAGGAAAACAGCCAAUUCAUCAGCAACGUGAUGCAAAAUCAGGAAACCAGCCAAAUGGAACAAGAAGAGAUGGAGACAGAUCAUGAAAUGUCCAUCCAGCCCAGUUCCCUCCGGGUCCAGCUGUGUGAAGCAGAGGAGUCAGUUCAAGGAAUUCAGGAGGAACUGGAAAAAGAGAGGCAGGGUUACAGAGAAAUAGCCCUGAAACUCUCACAGCUCCAGGAUGAGCAUCAGAAGGCCCUGCUUAGGCGGGACUUCCAGCUGCAGAGUCUGGGCCUCCAGGCUCGACUUCAGCAGAAGUUGUGGAGCCAGGAGAGGACUCUGCUGAUCCAAGAGUCCCAGCACCUCAAACAGGCUCUGCUACUGCUCAGCCUCAAACUACGCUGCUUCCUCAAACAGUGGAGACUGGGCUGCAAAACGGACACAGAGUGGAAAGAUGUCCUGGAGAUUAACAGCCUAAAGGACCUGUACUUGCUGUUGGAAGAAGAUAACCUGCCCAGUCCCAGCCAGACAGACAAGAGACCUAAUGCAGAUGAACAGCCACUGAGUCCCACAAUAAAGUCGAGUGCUGUAAGCAGCACUUUGGCAGACCUGAAGGUUGCGCUGCAGGAUCUCAGUGGAGAGUUGCGACAAGAGAGGCAAGGCUCCCAGGAACUCACUCAGCAGUUCGCAAAGGCCAAGGCAUCAUGGGAAGUGGAGAGGACCGAACUGAAGAGCCUCAUCACACAGCUUGAAACUAAAGCAGGCAAAGCAGCAGCAGCUCUGUCCUCCACUGAAACUCUGGACCCCCCUGACUUGAAAGUGGCGCUUAAGAGAGAACGUGAAGAACACCAGCACCUCCUAGCUGAGUCUUACGCAGCUGUGAUGGACCUAACCAAACAGCUUCAGCUGGGAGAGCGGAACUGGGGCAGAGAGAAGCUGGAGCUGCUACAGAGGUUCAGCCGGGAGAGAGCUCAGUGGGAGCAGAGACUGAGAGAGGCCACUGCACAGCAGGGGAGGUUGAAGCCAGCGGGUGAUGAAUCCUCUGCAGACACAUUUGUUGCUAACGAAACAACAUCACCAAGGCUCAAAUCCAUGUUAGAGUUGGAGGGACCAGAGGUCAAUAGAAUGACCAAUCAGGAGAAAGCACAGUUUACUUUCCCAGCUCUUUUCACUCACCCCGAGCAGAGUGACACCACCAGAAAGAACUGGACCUACUUGACCAAUGAGAUUCCAGAAAUCAUGGACACUUCUAAAACCUGGGACGGUCCCAGCGGCUCCUGCAGCAGCUUAGUAGGUUCUCAGAUGGAUCUGGAAUUUGUGCAGAGGAGCUACACUGCUCCAGACCGCACUGGGAUCCGGAUCUACUAUAGCCCUCCUGCUAUGAGGCGCAUGGAGCACUUGAAGAGGAACCAGGAGUCUCACUGCAGUGAGAAUGGGAUCUUCUUCCUCAGUCAGAAUGACACAGAUGCAGGUGUGGCUGCAGUGGAUACCCUGGAAGCGCAACAACAACCUGCGUCCUCAUUUUCUUCUUCUUAUGAGCAGUGGUUGAGUUCACUGUCUAAGCAGCACCGUGAGCUGCUGGAGAGCAGAAGUAGCUGCAUUUCCAGUUCUCUGCCAAGUGUAAUCUGCAACAGUGUGAGUAGUGGGGCAGCUAGCAGAGUGGUCGAUGGAAUGACUUCCUCCUCUGCUUUCCAUGGCCUGGAGAUUGGAGAGAUCUCUGCCAACUUAAGUGACGAUAUGAAGGAGAUGACGAACUGUGUCCGCCAGGCCAUUCGCUCUUCGUCUCUGGAGAGAAAAUCCAGCAAGGAACUUGGAAGUCAGCCACUUGGCAUGUGCACCAGGUCCACACAAACCACAGCUCAAAAUGUCAGCAUUGGGCUCCAAACAGAGAACCUUCCCAGCAGCAGGACAACUGGGCUUCACUCCAAAGCUUGGUCUCCUCGUCCAUCAUCAACAGCCACCUCCUCACUGGUGUCGGCCCGGACGCGACAGAUCUCAACAUCUCUGGAUAAAGUUCACAGCCGUAUUGAAAGGCCAUGCUGCUCUCCUAAGUAUGGUUCACCAAAAUUACAACGCAGAGUGUCUUCUGGAUCCACCUCCAGACUGGACGGGACUUCUUCCAGCAGGGACCGCAGCCUGUGGAGCCUUAAUCAGAGACCCAUUGGUGGAGGAGGGGGCUCGGCAUGGGCCCGCUCCACCACCACCAGAGACAGCCCCGUCCUGAGUGGCCUCACCGAUGGCCUCUCCAGUCUCUUCAGCGUAGUGGAGCACUCAGGAAGCACAGAGUCACUUUGGAGGAGUGAGAUUGGUGCCAGCCAGACUGCCAGCCCAGCUCGGCAGCUUCCCCCAGCAGGAAAGCCCUCUGGGGCAGUAGUCAGUGGAUCUGACCCCAGCUCUCAGCGGUACGGAGGUCUGGUCCAAGAGUUCUUCAGGAAUGUCUGCAGCAGCCGUGGGCCUGGAGGAGUCACCCUGCCCGGAGAGAGAGCACAAAGAGACCCCCUUGGCAACCUUGGAAGUCUGGGCGUCUCGGGAGGGUUGGUCAGUGUGGACGAGCCUAAGCCGGAGUGUGUGGCGGUGGCAGUUGGAGCACCAAGCGUGCUGGCUGGGGUGGGUGGAGGCAAUGACAGCGUGACCAGGAUUGUUAAUAAAAGGUUCAUGAGGCAGUCAGCUGGGGAGGAGAUGAUCAGUAUCCUUGGAGGAGGGAAGGAAAUGGUUGCAAGUUCAGGGAUGGAGGAUAUACCCUGUGACUGCGCUGCCCAGUCCUCCUGCUCUGCCCGACCAUCGAGAGCAGCUGCUCGCCACUGCAAACACCGUCUGCAAGAAUCUCCAGCAGUAACAGAGGAAAAGGGCGACCCCUGCAACGAGUGAUGACACUUCCACUGCCCCACAAAGACACACAUCAGAUACGGAGACACACACAACAAUACCAUUUCUUGACUAACACUACUGCCAUUAAAAAAAAGCUUUUUCACUCCUCUCACAUCACCAAAUGUACACACACACACACCUCCAACCUGCCACACAGGUGCACUGCCAAACAUAAUGUACACUGAUAGCACACUGCACAGACUACCCCACAAACCUACUGCCACCUACAUACAUUCAUAAACACAAACACACAGGAUCCAGGCAAUAUUAAACCCUCUCUUGGACCGGACCACUCUGAUGCCAAGGACAGAUCAAACCAUCACAAAACUACCAGCAGGACAGAAACGGUUUUACACUUCUAAGUAAACAAAUAACCACUAACUGAGAAGAUUUAAAUCAAAUCAUGAUGUCAGGACUGGACUUACAAAAGACAACCUUCUACUAACAGAUUUAAAGGUACUACUAACUAAUCAUGCACCUUGUUAAUGUCAUCUUGCCAUCAUGCUGAUGAACUAGCAGCCAUGUUAGAUUUGCAAACUGGUAAGAUAAAAAGAGUCGCAUUUGGAAAAUGAAUCUAAAGCCCAUGUGUUACUUUGGGAGCCACAAAACACAGAAGACAUCCGUUACAGCUGGAAAAAUCUUUUAAGAUGUGUUAGCAGCUCGCAGACAAUCAGUCUGUGUGAUUUAAUCUGACGGGAAGCUAUAAUGAUUUCUCCAGAGACAGAUUCUGCAGAGACGGACUGUCGCUGUAACUUGCCACAAGUGCAGAUGCUGUGCCGGGAAAUUAUGCCGCUUAGAUUGAUUAGCACAAUAACAUUCCAGCAAAUGUCUCCAACAUGGAUCUGAAAAUGCCACAUCAUGGACAAGUUUACAGCAUCUCUUACUAAUAUACAAAAAAAAGACCUCAGAGACUGUCACCAUGACCAAACCUGGACUCAUAGGAUGUUGAGCCUUUACAGCCUGGCAGCCAAGAACAUAAAACUGGUUUAUGAGUCAGUUUUCUACCAAUUGUGUUUAUUAGCCAACCUAUACAGCAAAGAGCUCCUCAGACUUGCUUGGAUAUAACAGAACAUUCGGUUCACUGAAGGUCUUUGGCCACAGUUUUGGGAACAUUUGAUGACAUUGAAGCCAUGACUUAAACCUUGUAGAUUUAAGAUGUUUUUUUAGAGACUGAUAAGGAAAUUAAUAUUUUGUUUUGAAUUAGUUUCAUCAGGCAGGCAGAGAUGUAGUUUCACUGAUGUCAAGAUUCAUCCUUAAACAUCUGAGUGGUGAUCUGCUGAAAAUAUGCAGUCUAAUAGCAUGCUAUUCCAUAAUAUCUCAGUUAGAGAUACUAUUCCUGAUUGGUUAAGUCGAAUUGAGAGCUCCCCUGCUAAGUUCACAGGACAGUGUUUAGAAAUGUUUUGAUUUCUUUGUAUGCAGUGUUUUUGUAGACUUCAUACUACAGGAACAAAACAAACAUCUGAUUUCAUUCUAUUUCCAUUUCUAAUCCAGCUUUUAAGAUCUAAUUUACUCAGAUGAUACCUUAUCAAUGGUCCAUCAGUCCAUCCAUACAGUCUAUGCUUCAUCUGAGAGGAAAAGUGGGUAAAGAAUCAAAUAUACAGUGUUCCCACGACAAAAUAUCUGGUAAAACUCACAACUGAUCUGAAAAUCUGAUAUUCAUCUAAAGAAUUUGUGCAUUCCUUUAGCCUUUACUUAGAGAAAAAGUAAAGGUAUUGGCUCAGUGCAUGUGUAUGGUUGGUGUAUAUGGUAGAUUUUUCAACUUUAACCUGUAUCACUGCACCAUUUCCCUGAUCAGAUGAAGAUAAUUUCAAAAUGCUUACCUGUAUCUUCUUUUCAUCCCUUAUUCUCCUCUUGUUUUAGUGCUACAGUUAAGUGUAGCUGCUGUGCAUUUCCAGUGUUUAUGCUGAAAAUGUAGCAUUAUAAAUUUAAUCUUUUGAACAGGAAGGUAAGAAAUGUGACUAUUUAUCUGCAGUCAGAAUACUUAAACUAAAUUUAACGUUGCACUGAACGUUUUUACUUAUUUCAUGAGGUAUAUUCAUGGAUUUUCUAUUUUCUCCACUUACAAAUUUUGGUCAGGUUGACUUUUUAAAAUUUUUAAAUGCUUUGUAUUUGACUUUUUCUUGAAUGGAGUAAUCACAUAAAAUGAGCUGGAUGUCUGGACAUCACAGAGAAAUCUGAAAAAGAUGUUUAAAAAAAAGGCCACACAUUUUAUAUGAGUACUGACACAACUACAAAGAGACUUAGACUAGUAAACUAAAAGCAUGAAAAGUACUACAAAUUGAAAACAAUCAUAUUUGGAAGUUCUGGGUUUUUUUUUUUUAAUUACACGCUGUUUCUCCAUUUGCUUGCUGUGUAAUUGUCUUUCUAAUCAAUCAACUGAUCAAAGUGCCUAUUGGAUCACCUGUUAGUCAGCUCACACCAAAACUGGACUCCAUAUGAAAAACACAUGAACCAAGAAGCCUAUUUUUAUUGAGUAAGAAUGUUUUAUGCACAUAAUUACAAUCAGGCAGCACUAAAGUUAUGAAAAAGUACUGUAUCACAGUGAAGGAGGGACUAAAGUGUUGACAAGUAUAGAAGGAUGUAGUAUACACUAGCCUAUAUAUUAACUUUUUUAUAUCAAGGGUUAUAUUUCUGGAAAGUAAAUUAUUUUUGUUUGAUUUUGUUUAUUUUUUAUGGAUUUUUUUGCUUAUAUAUUAGCCUAUUUCUAUUUCUGUUUCAUUAUCAUGGUGCUACUUGGUGCAAAGUGUGCUGUGGGCUUGCUGCCCUAACAAGGCAUCUACCCAUCUGUAUGUGACAAGCUGUCCAGCAAUUGUCAGUGUCUGACUCAGCAGUUUAAAAUAGGGCAUUACAGUAACAGCGUAUGUAUUUAAAUAACAAACUGAGGAAAACCCACAGUCUCUAUGCUGCUGUCUGCCUCCACUUCAGCCCUCACUGCUGGUCCAAAACCAACUGCAUGAAACCAGUCGCUGCCUCAGAAACUACUGGCCUGAUUGCGACCGGACUAGAAUGUCUCAUUUGUUUUUUGACCACACAUAUUCAAGAGAUAAUUUUAGCUAAGAUAUUUUAUGGUCAAAAAGCAGAAUGCCAAUAAUUAGAUGUUUCUAAAUGUCUGAGAGAGUGCAGCUACGUUUCCUUUCUACAUUCCACGACAUGUUCAUCAUUAUCCUAAGCUUUGUUGUCGCAACACAUCUACAAACCCCAUUGGGAGAAUUAACUGGAAACCUAAUGCGCAUUAUGUAUUUAAAAACAACGAAAAAUUACAAAGGGAAGAACCUCACCUCUAUUAUAGACCCUUACUUUUGGUAUAAACCACCAACUACCUGAGACUCUAGAGCUAAAUAGUGACAGUUAAACUGCUAGUUUUCUAACAAGCUAACUUGUUUGCGAACAAGCUAACAGGUUAACUUUGCAAAGCCAACAAAAUGACCUGUGUGUCAUACUCAUAUUUUCAUUCUUUUCUUUACUGGAAAUCCAUAUUAUAAAUUGUACAUACAUAUCACUCACUUACAGUAUAUGAUAUGUGAAAAAACAAACAUUUUAACUGCUAAUUUAAGGCACACCUUUAGCACGAGAGCCUACUUUCGUUCCACAUGAUAUUAGUGGAAAGGGUGGUCUGGAGUUUUUUGUCAGAUAGAUGCCCCUGAACAGGAAUCAAACAUCCAGUUUACACACUUAAAAACACUGUUUGAAUUUUAAUACUCAGAGCUACGUUUGUGGCGUAACAGGCUCUUUACUAUAAGCAGCCAAAUGUUUUUAACUCUCAACAUAUUAAAAUAACCAAGACCAGUAAUGACGCAUUUCUUUAUUUUUACAGAAUAUAAUUGCAUGUGCAUGUUAAGAAGAAGGGUUGCCAACUAAAUACAGUUUUCCUGAUAUUUUCUUCAAAAGUCUUUGCAGUUAAAAGAACCUGAAAAAUUAGACCAGACUGCAACACAGAAGAUAAAUUUGGUGCUUGUCAAAGUUCUGCCCGUAGUGGCCAGAGUGCCAUGACUCAGUCGUCCCAGUCAGUCCCACCACACACCAAAAGGAGUAGUCUGAAACCACAGGGAAACACUUAUUAACAUGGGCUCAAUAUCUGCUUUUUAAAUGCAUUGCAAAGUUACAGAAUCUGUUAUGAUAAGCCAUUAUAUCUCCUUCAUUCUUAUAAUAUUUUUGCUGCAUUUCAGAUUAAAACAUGUUACAGCUACAUUGCAAUAGAUGUCAGAGAAGUUUAAAGAUUUCUAUUUAAAUAGUUUAGAAAAAAAACUCCUACAUAAUUCUAUCAACUCUGUGUACAAUAGAUUCCCCACUACAGCAGGGACUUCAGUAUCAUUUCCUUAAAAUAUGAUGUGAUCAUUUCACAAAUUGUGUUGAGAAAUUAUUGGAAUAGCGGGACUUUUACAUUGGGUUUUAAUUGCAUUUCUGUUGAAAAUAAUGAAAUUAUGUGGAAAGUUUUUACCAGAUUCUGUUCUACCUCGUACACUUUGUAAUAAUUCAGAGACCAUUAAACAAUACAGGCCACAAUUUGCACUUGAAAAACAAUACUCAGUCACUGGAAUCUAAUAUAGUUUUCACUGUUUGAGAGAAGGUCACUCUAGUGCCUUUCCUCUACAAAACUGUCUUGGUUUUUCUUUUAAGACUUUUAAUAUAUCUACAAUAUUUUACUCUCAUAAGCACCAAUUCAUGAUCUUAAAUUCCAGAUGGAUUACACAGUUUAAAUAUUGUUAUUGGUCAUCUUGUACUUGGUCUAUAAUCAUAAACUGCCAGUCAGUUAUUUUAGUGGCAAGAUAAAAAAAAGUCUCAUAAAUUAGCUUUAUUUAUUACCAGACCUCAGUAUGGGUUAAAAUUCAGACUGUUUUGCUGAUUGCUAAUUGAGACAUUAGCCAGUGUGAUAAAAAGGAUAUGACAAGAAAUGUGAAAUAAAUUUUCCACUGCUUUAAUGUUUGAUAAAUUGGAGUGUGCAAAAAAGAAAAAAGACAGAAUUAUGUUUCAUAUUUGAUUAAAUUAAAUUGGUUAGGUUUGCGUAUAACAAUAAUAAAUGUUAUAUUAGUAUGUUUUUAGUAUAUUUGAUUUGUAUUACAACACAAACUGUGGCAUGAAAGAGGUAGAAUUUCUUCUCACAUUAGCUGGUCAUGCUUUUCAUUAAAGAAUAAGUUGAAAAUUGCGCAGUCCAGUGGAAGGCUUACAUUUUUCUUUAACUCUUACGUCAUCAUUCAGUGAUCCUCACUUAUCCAGCCUUUCCACUCGCCUGUCAGGUGUCACAUUUUCUCCUUUCCCUCAGGUUAUACUGUAAGUACGAGGCGUUUCAGCCACUAACUGAAAGGUUUUACUGGUCACACAACUUCACCAGCCAAUGACAGAUGAUUUCUUACAAGUUGCAUGGCUCAAAUCAUGAGUCUCAUUGGUCCUUGUAUAUCUAUAAGCCUGUCAAAGGAAAAUUAUUCUUUUUUUAAAUGUGUUUCCAUACCAUUCAUAUAAUUAUUACAUGCUGGGAUUAUGUAAAUUAAUUCUUAGCUUUUCAUAAUGGUAGCUAAAUAUUACCUAGAAACUGCCUGUACAUUUGCUUUAUACUGUAUAACCUAAUAUUGUUGCUUUUCUUUUUUAAAACUGCUUGAUUCUUAAAUAAAAGGAGAAUGCAAUGAAAGAUUACUAAACUGAGUACAUGGCAAACAAAUGUGUGCUGUUUUGCAACUUGAAAAGAAAGGAAAGGUUUGUACUCUGUCCUUUUGUUUCUUUGAGAAAAGCUGAAUGUCAACAGCUGAUCUGACUUGGAUCACUGUAGAAGUAUGUAGCUCUCUCCCUUUAUAGACCACACUUGAGCAUUUUCUCUGUACAUAGGCACAUUUUGAUGACAAUGAUGAGAACAAAAAAUAAGUUAAAAAUUAGAGAAAAAAUGUCAGCAAAUGUUAAAAGGGGUAAGAAAAUUGCAUCAAGAAAGAUUUUUGAAGGGGUUGGGGAUAUUUGCUUUUUCAACCAAUGUAGCUGUAAAACAAGAUAUAAUGGCCUCCUGUUUGUCAUAGAAUUCACAAAUAAAUGUUUGAUGCAUUUUAA